AUGAGGGACCCUUUCGAGGCAGCGAUCGAGGCGGAGUUGGAAGCUUCCCCGCCGGGGUCGCCGGCGGCGCCGCCGGAGGAGGAGGCCGUCGGCUCCCAAGAAGAUUCCGGCGAGUCUGAGGAUGACGGCGGGGGCCCAUCGCAGCAGGGCGCGCCGUCGUUCUCCACCCCGGUCAUCUCAUCUGGCGGCGUGGGGGCGGCUUCCGGGGAUUUGGGGGGAGGAGGGGAGGGGGGAGGGAAGGAGGACGAUGAGGAUGAGGAGGAGGAUAAUGUGGAGGUGGACAUUGGAAGGCUCCACUCUGGCGAUCUUCACAAGGUUGACAAGAUAAAGUGAGUGGUGAUCUCUCCGUGAUUCUCGUCACUCCCGCCGAGAGAACAAACCCUAGAAAGAAGGGAAGGGAUAAUGAAUAUCGUUUUAUAAUGUAGGAUAGAUUUUUCUUUCUUCAAGCAGAUUCGGUCAUGAAGGGAUUGUUUCCUCUUCCCUUUUGCAAGAUUUGUACCCGUCACCGUGUGUUUUUUUUUCUAGGCCUGCAUAUAAUGAGAACUCCCCGGAUACCAUUUUUCCUGGAUGAAGUUUGACCGUUUGAUGAAUUUCCCAGUUCCGCAUUACUGACGAAUUCGUCUGCGUAUUAUUUUUGUUUGUGUUUCUCAUUGCUUCGGAUCUAUUUCUCUCAUGAUGUUCCUCUUCCCUUUGGUGAUGAGUUUUCUCUUUCUUUGCCUCAUUGGUUGGCGUGUCCAUGCUCAUUCGCGUGGAAAUUGCCUUUCCAAUUUCUGAAAAUUCACUGCGAAGCGAGUCCCAAGUUUUCCAAGGCCAGAGCGUCUGAUUAAAUCGUGAGCUUCCCAGUGAUCUUUUUUUGUCGAGGACAGUGCUGCAACACCAGUUUUUUUCUCAUCACAUCAGUCUACGUCAUCUCGGAUUGCAUCCUACCUUUUGGAAAAAUUAUGACCACUCUUAUCAUUCUUAUCCACAAAAAUUCUCGGUAAACAUUUACGUUUUGUUUUUUUUUUUGAGCUCUGGCUUCACUCAUGUUAUUCGUAGGUAGUCUUUUCGAUUUUCUGCCUACCAUUCAGUCGCAGGUUCAUCAUGAGACUAAUCAUAAUUCAUACGGAAAGUGGCGAUUGUUUUGUUAAGCUGACGUUUUGAGGAUCGUCCCCUCUAAAAGUGUCGGUGUUUUAUGUCAUUAAAAACAAAGCGACCAACUUAUUGCUUCAAUGGGAAACUAUUAUCAAUUUAUUCAUAAGGCACCAUGCUUACAUGGAUAGGAGAAAUUAUUCAAGCAAAGCUCCCCAUUACUUGGUCGAAGAACCAAGUGCAUGGUAGUUCGAGAUCUAGGAAAUGAGGUGUAGAUAUUUAUUAUUAGGUUUCCUGUUUAACGGAUCUCUAUCUGAUAUCGGCUUUCAAUCUUACAGGGGAUUAUUGGCCCAAUUUACAAAGGAGCAAAUGAACAGAUACGAGUCAUUUCGAAGGUCUAAUUUCCAGAGAUCCAACAUGAAGAAGGUAUCAAAUAUAUCAUUUCUCAAUAAUUUAUUUUGUACUCGGGACAUAUGACAACCAAACGAUUCUGUAAUUGUCGAGUAUGGAUGCCUUGGAGUUUGACUGGAUUAUUUUCGAUUAAGAGAACUCCUUCUGCUGCAGCUUUUGACCAAUGUGACUGGAAGUCAGAAGGUUUCCGUGCCCAUGACUAUUGUUGUGUGUGGAAUGGCGAAAAUGUUUGUUGGGGAACUCGUCGAGAUAGGCAAGUGGACAUCUCUUUCCAGAACUGGAGUCGAAUUUCUCUUGCAGUGCUACUGCCGAUAUAUCUUAUUUUCGUUCAUGUUACAUUCUAGAUUUCAUCCAUGAUCUGCUCAUACAUUCCUCCCUCUCAAAUACUGACUCUAUGAGCUUCACCGCUCCUUAAUCCACGCCUGGAAUGAAAAACUUGGGGAUUAUGAUGGCAGAAUUGCUCUUCACUCCUUUAUGGUAAAACCUCAAGGCUUCCUACUACAAUUCUGGUUACACACUGGAUCAGCCGGUUUCUGCGGGCCGCAGUCUGAGAUUGAGAUGCAGAUGAGAUGGGUUUUUACUUUGAAGCACUGUUCUUAACUUCAUUCACGUGGAACAGCAGGCCGGAUAAUCAUGACCGAGCGGAAGGAGAGCGGGCCCCUCAGACCCUGCCACAUCAGGGAGGCUUACAGGAGGCUGAAGCUCGAAGGCAAAAUACCCAAGCAAUCGGUUCCCAGGCUGUUCCACUGA
This is a messenger RNA of Spirodela intermedia, 2232 nucleotides long. The record is from the annotation of a GenBank genome assembly. Lineage: Eukaryota; Viridiplantae; Streptophyta; Magnoliopsida; Alismatales; Araceae.